This is a messenger RNA of Oldenlandia corymbosa var. corymbosa, 5534 nucleotides long. NCBI's taxonomy places the organism in Eukaryota, Viridiplantae, Streptophyta, Magnoliopsida, Gentianales, Rubiaceae. The record is from the annotation of a GenBank genome assembly.
UAUAAACGAACCGAGCAGCUCGCGAGUUAUUUGCGAGCUGGCUUGGACAAAGCUUGGUUCGAACUCGAGUUGAUUAAGUUCGAGUCGAUCUCGAGCCAGUUUGUUAAGGAGACGAGUCGAUCUCGAGUUCGGUUAUUCCUUGCUCGGUGGCUCGUCGAGCUAACUGAGCCGAUAUGUAUUUUAUAUUUGUAUUUUAUACUUAUUAGAAUUCAUCAAUUAGGCCAAAGAAAUCCUCCACCGAUAUUACCACCCCAUGACCCCACCCUCUUUUCACUUUCUCUGUCCUCCAUUUGAUUAAUCCUUUCUCGAAGGAAGCUCUCCCAUUCUACCCAUGAGCCUAAUCAAAACAAAAAAAACUCCAUCAAAUUAAUUGCUUUCAAGAUUGAAUCUUUAUCAUCUCAAAUUAUCAAGCUGCGGCGGAGGGACGAUCUGGGUCGUCGUGGUCACCGGUACACCGUUAUUUCUUUUGUCUUUUUUUAUCUGAUCCCAAUUUCCUCCUCUCUCAUGCGUCAUUUGAAUCCCACUCCAUCUCUCUAUCUCCUCUCACCGAAGUCAGAAUCAAUUUUGCAAACUUCUCCAAUCCAAUCCGGCUGAGUUCAUUGAUUAUUUAACAAUUAAAAUUGAAUUUUUUUUUAAUUUGAAUCAAAUAAAGCCACGCUUCCAUAUCGAUACUAACGGUAUCGAUACUACCGUUAUUUCUGUGGUUUUUUCUUUUUUGUUGAGAGAUUGAAAGAGAUCUAGCCCGUUAUCCCUUAUUAUUGGAGUUUAUAGACAUUUUGAAUCUCAUUAGUUUACUAAUUGUGAAAUCUUCUAUUGUUUUUUUCAAUCCAAUUAGUAAAUUUUGGGUGAUAGUAAAUUUUGGGUGAGAUAGUUGACGGCAUAGGGGUAAUAGUAUGUUGGUUGUAUAUGCAGAAUGUGUUUGUUAAAAUGCCUCAAUGAGACUGGAAAAAAUUGGAUAUGAACAACUUGUUUAAAGCUCGUCGAGUCGAAUUCAAGCUGCCUUCUAUAUGGUCAAGCCGAGUUCGAGUUUGAUUUUUAUGGCUCGAUCGAGUUCGAGUCGAGUUUGAGCUCACCCAAAAUUGACUCGAUCCAAGUUCGAACAGAAGUAAACUCGGGCUCGACUCGGCUCGUUUACAGCCCUAAAUAUCUCCUCCUCCCUUCUCGCUUCUUCCAAGGGAUUGUAGCAUAGAGAUCUGUUCUUGUGUCCAAAGUGGCCAGCCUUAAUAUUCUGAUAUAUAUGCAUCUUUUAGUUUAACUAGUACCGAUCUGUCUGUUUGGUGCUUCUUUUUCUUCAACAAGUGUGCCCUUGAUUGUUGAUCUAUUGAUGGCUUCUAUUUUUCGUUCAAUUUGAUUAAUUUAGUUUGAAUUUUAACUCUUCGAUAGUUAACAUCGGAUCGAUAUUGGAUUGACAUAAACAGAAAUUUAUGCUUCCACAAUUUUUAUUUUUUAUUUUUUUUACAGUAACUUGUGUUUGUGAAGUUACAUAUGCAUUAACCUUUUAUUUCAAACUCAAUGUGGAUCUUUUAGGCCCCUCAACUUAAAAUUUGCAUAUUGAAAAAUUAUUCAUGAAUUUUAUCUAGUUACAUCAUCAUAGCCAUUGUCAGUUUUAGCACCGGAUGGCUGUGCAUCUUAGGAAGCAAAUUCUCACAUUGACUGAGGCGGCAGCUUCUAAAAUUCGUCACCAGCUGGAGCAAAGUCAGCGCACAUUCCUUAGGUUUAGAGUCAAGCCUCGCGGCUGCAGUGGCUUAAUGUACUCCUUUGAGCUUGCAGAUGAGAAGGGAAAGUUAGAUGAGGUGGUUGAGGAUAAAGGCGUGAAAAUACUUGUUGAUUCUAAGACUAUGAUGCAUGUCAUAGGAACAAAAAUGCAUUUUGUCAAUGACAAUGUCAGGUUUGUAAUAUGCUUUGCAUGUUAUUUCUAUUAUUUUCUUGGCUCAAUUACGAUGAAUUAAUCAUAAAGAAAUACACUCAAUCUCAAAUUAUUUUCCAUAAUGGUUAGUUACCUAAUUACCAUCGCUUUGUAAGUUUUUUUUUCCCUACAUUACAAUUUGAGUGGAUUUAGGGGUACACAUCUGAUUGUAAGUUUUAUUUAUUUUUAUUUUUUAAUUGUUAUUGUAAAACAUGAAUGUAUGUUAUUUGCGGAUGACAGAGUGUUAAUAGAUGAGAUAUGAGUGGAUGACAUGGUGUUAAUAGAUGACAUAGUGUUAUUUUUAUUUGCUUGUCAUCGUAAAACAUGAAUGUAUGUUGUUUGCGGAUGACAUAAUGUUAAUAGAUGAGAUAUGAGCGGAUGACAUAGUGUUAAUAUAUGUUAUUUGUGGAUAACUUAGUGUUAUAAUAGAUGGGAUGUGGGAGGGUGGAAAUGCCAAGUUAGAGACUUGGGAGGCAGCCGCUAAAAUCUAAAUGUAUUACAAUAAUUAGCGUUUAAAUACAUGUUACUUUAGUAACUUUAGUAACCGUUGAGUAAUAAUACAUGUUAAAAGUGGUUGCCAUGAAUCAAACACAUCUAAAAGGUUUAAAUAUUUAGGAUUCAUCAUCUUAGCAAAUGGAAACAUUGAUAGAGAUGUAAAACACUAAUCCGAAUGGGGUGGAACAAAUGGUGGAAUGCGUCUUCAAUACUUAGUGACUUUAUGGUACCAUUGAAUUUGAAGGUAAGUUCUAUAAAAUUACCAUUACCCCAGCAAUGCUUUAUGGAUUAGAAUAUUGGGUUACUAAGUGUGAAAAUAAUAAUAAAAAAUAUGCGAGUAACAGAGAUGGUAAUGUUAAAUUAAAUGUGCUGGCAUGUUAGGUUCGAUAAAGUUAUAAAUUAAUAUUAGAAAGAAAGUAGGUUAAUGCCAGAGAAUGAAAAAAGAGAAUCGUGUUUAAGAUGGUUCGAGCUUGUGUGUAGGAAGCCUAUGGAGGCCCGUGUGAGAAGGGUAGAAAGUAUAAAGUCAAAAAAUCAAAUUAAUAGGGGUAGAGAUAGACUUCAUAAAACUUGAUGAAAAGUAAUUAUUAAAAUGGUUAUUUAAAAUUGAAUAAUGAUGUUAGUAUUGAUUGAGCAUGACGACACUAUAUGAUUCAUGUAUCCGACCUUACGUAGUAAGAAAAAGGUGUAAUGUUGUUGUUGUUGUUUUAUCUAUCAUUAUAAUUUGAGUGAAUUUUAUGUUAAUUGCAAAUGGAAUUGGAAAAUUUAUCAUUGAUAAUUCAUUCCUAUAGUGUUGAUCUAACAAUGGUCUCGAUCAAAAUGACUCAAUUAAAUUUCGGGGGCUUCUUAAUUUUAAUUAAGUUGCUGGAAGUCUAUACCCGUCUCUCGGUAUUGAAAUAUAAUCUACGUUACUGGACUUGGGUGCGUGUUGGGUGGGAUACAGGAUGUCAGACCUUUAAACCUUGUAAAUUUAGGGGUACGUGAGUAUGAAUUGGAUUUAGACUAAGGUACAAGUACGCUGAUGCUUCUUGCAACUAAUUUAACUGUAGAUAAUUAUGGAGCCUAAUUAUAACUACUUUGGUGUUGUAGGGAAUUAGGAGGGUGUAAGCUCAUUAUAAUAAUACAAUGAUUUUAGUAACUAAGCCCAAUUUCUAUCUUCUCUCUACCUUUGGCAGCGGCUGCCUCCUCCUCCCUCUUAUCUCUCCUUCCCUCAUCUGAACGUCUCCUCUCCUUCUCUUUGUUUUCCUCCUGUUACCCUUCUUUCUUUCUUUUAUUUGUUUGAAGCCACUUCAAGAUCCUCCCAACUCAAAGGCCACUAGUCUCGACUGUUCUAAUCAGAUCCGAAUCUCAUACUCGUGUCGUGUUGUGUUGUGUCUGGGUAAUAGAGAUUAUAGUGAUAAGGCUGUGUACAUCUUGACUUCUAGACCCCAACGAAUUCAGGAAUAUAUUUGGUAUUGUUUCUUAUAUAAAUUUAAUGAAUUUAGGGCAGUCUUAUAGGCACCCAGUUAUGACCACCAUAAUAUUUAUAAUAUCUUGAAAAAGGUUAUUAUACUUAAUACUCCACAAAAGUACUUUUACAAGGUAAUUCUUACGAUGUCUGAUUAGUUACAUACCACUUGCUCAUAAGGUAUGCAUCUCAAUGCAAGGUUUAGUAUUUUUUUUAAAAUUUUUUUUAAUCCCAUUACAAAAUGAGUGAAUUUAGGCUAGUCUGGUUAUUUAGGUUAGUAUGGUAGUCCCAGUUAUGGCUAACGUAAUACUCUUUCUAUCCCUGAAUGAAUGUCUUGUUUGGAGAAACUACUAACUUAUCUUUGGCUAAACAAUCAAAGUUACAAUUACUUUUUAUUAAUGACUAUCCAAAUACAUCCCUAGCCCCAAUAUUCAUGGAAUACCUCUUAAUAUGCAACAUCAGUACUUUUUAUUAAUGACUAUCCAAAUACAUCCCUAGCCCCAAUAUUCAUGGAAUACCUCUUAAUAUGCAACAUCAGUGUUUUUUUAAAUUCACGUCGCCUAUAAACUUCACCAGCUACCAUUCUUCUAGAACUACCAUUUUUCACCCCCACUCUGCUGCUGCAGUUCUGCCACGACCUCACUAGGGAACUUCAUCACUGAUAUUAGAUCUGAAUCAUUUCCGAUCGGAGAGUGUAGAGAGAGCAUUCACCAUUCAUUUUAAUUCCUGAUUUUCCAAAAUAUCGAAGAUCUCUCGUUGUUUCAGCAUUAUUAUCUUAUUUAUUCAUUAAACUCCCAUCGCCCCACCAGAAUAAUUUAAUUUCCAAAAUAAAGGUUAUCAUACCCCAUAUAAUUGAAGUCACUAGUGAAGUGGUGACUUGUAGGUUGUUGACACUUUUGUACGACUUUGUUGACUUACAUUUAUUUAGGUGGCCUUGUUUGAGAUUAAACUAGUCUCAUGACUAAUCUUGUCUAAGGACUUAAACUUGGACCACCCCAAAAUAUGCCGUGCAAAUGUCAAAUACUUAUGAAAAGGAAACUAUCGUUGUUACGGAUUUGGAGUACUUGUAUUGACUUUAUACAUGGCUGACUAGAGAAUAUUUAUGAGUUGUCUUUCCUUUGUUAGUGUGUACACUUUGUCGACGAUUUUUGGAGUCGGAAUAUUGGUAUUGACUUGGCAUCAUCCGAAUACGCUACUUUUGUUUUGGACAGGGCUAGGUUUAUUUUCGAAAACCCGAAUGUUACAGGGCUUUGUGGCUGUGGAGAAUCUUUUCUGACUACAAGCAAAGAGGGAGCAGCAAACAGAGAGGGAGCAGCAGCCAAGUGCAGCUACUCUGGGAGUAACCUAGGCACUAAGUGAGGCGGGGCUACCAAAUAAAGUACUCCACCUUAGGGGGGCGAGUAGGGCUGCAGAAUAAACUCUUCCUGUAUGAGGAAAAAGCACUCCCUGUUUGUGAAUUGUAAAUUAAAUAGAAAUAACGACUUAAUGUGUUUUCUGGCCGGGGUCCAGUCAUGGUAAGUUUAUACUACUAUGUUUGGAGUCAAGUGACAAAUCUACGUUCUUGAUUCAUGUGUUUCAGUUGGUCAAUGCUUGUGGAUUACAUUCAUGUGGCCAUAGGGUGGAAGAGGCGGAGCUGUUGGUGGAGUUAAAUGAUAACUUGUGGGUGCGGGUGUGUGUUGGGGGGGGGGG